Messenger RNA from Sphaeramia orbicularis (orbiculate cardinalfish), 2562 nucleotides. RefSeq names its product regulator of G protein signaling 9a (gene rgs9a). NCBI's taxonomy places the organism in Eukaryota, Metazoa, Chordata, Actinopteri, Kurtiformes, Apogonidae. The record is from RefSeq and is a predicted model, not a curated record. The coding region runs from base 127 to 1572 and encodes 481 amino acids. The transcript has 17 exons. Gene Ontology annotation, biological process: regulation of G protein-coupled receptor signaling pathway; intracellular signal transduction; positive regulation of GTPase activity. Gene Ontology annotation, molecular function: GTPase activator activity. Gene Ontology annotation, cellular component: cytoplasm; plasma membrane; neuron projection.
CCUGUACCACAAUCCCUUUACAGGACGUCCACAUACACUACGUUACACACACUGCUCUGUAACGACAUUUCACAGGAGGGUUUUCAGAGGUUUUAUUUGUGAUUUGAUUCUCAUCUUGCAGCAAAUAUGACAAUAAGAACAGCACGACCGAAUCGGGGACAACACUUCAGACCCCGCAUGCACUGCCUCAAAAAGGUGGAGGCAAUCGUGGUGGAGAUGCAGGACUCAAAAAGUGGCAUUAAAGGCUCAGACCAGAAACUCAACGUCACCACCAUCCCCUAUGUCAUCACUGGUAAAGAUGUCAUUGCAUGGAUUGCCAACAAGAUGAAAACCACUGUAGAAGAGGCCCAGGUCUUUGGUAACAUGCUGGUGGCCUAUGGGUACAUUUACCCACUGCAGAACCACAAGAAGCUGGUCAUGUGCAACGACAACACUCUCUAUCGCUUCCAGACUCCAUACUUCUGGCCAACACAGAAAUGGGUUGCAGAGGACUCCGACUAUGCAAUUUACCUGGCAAAGAGGAACAUCCGCAAGAAAGGCAUGCUGGAACCAUAUGAACAGGCACAUUACAAUCACCUCCAUAAAUGGCUCAACCACAAGUGGGACUUCAUUGUGAUGCAGGCCACCGAGCAGUACAAGGCUGGAAAAGAGAGGAAGAAACCUGAUCGUGUGGUGUUUGAUUGCCAGGAGAGGGCUUACUGGAUGAUCAAUAGACCACCGCGUCGUACCCACAGCGCUAUGGACUGUGGUCCAGACCGUCUCAUUGAUCCAAGUGUAGAGGAGAAAAUAACUUUUGAUCAGUACAGGCGCAUGAAUAUAUUCUAUCAACAAGCCAUCAUGAGGUCAAAGGUCAAAUCCAGUGUGUCGCUUGGAGCGUUGGUCAAAUAUGUCACAACCUACAAAAACCACGACGCCUUCCUGGCACCCUGUCUUCCCAGCAACCCCUGGCAAACAGACAGCGACGCAUACUGGAAUCUGAACAUGAGGAGAGUUGACGUCCCCACUAAGAUGCGAGUGGAGCGCUGGUCUUUCAGCUUGUUUGAGCUGCUCACUGACCUGCGAGGCAGAGAUGAUUUCAAGAUCUUCCUCAAGAAGGAGUUCAGUGGGGAGAACUUGGCUUUCUGGGAAGCAGCUGAGGAACUGAAGUGGGGUACUGCAUCUUCCAUGAAAACAAAAGCUGAGACCAUCUUUAAGACCUUUCUAGCACCUGGUGCCCCUCGCUGGAUCAACAUUGAUGGCAGGACCAUGGGUCUGACAGUGAAAGGCCUGGAGCAUCCACACCGUUAUGUUCUGGAAGCAGCUCAGACACACGUCUUCCUGCUCAUGAAAAAGGAUACUUUCUUUCGUUACCUCAAGUCUCCAGUGUACAAGGACAUUCAGAAGAAGGCACUGAAUCCUGAGCCUCAUAACUUCAGUCCAGCUCAGUUGGAGCAAAACGCUCAGAGUCGAGGCCCUGGCAUCCACCCUAUCAUUCUGUGGCAGCAGGAAGAGGAGGAAAAGGCCAAGGCUGCAGCUGCCUCAGCUCCAGUUGAUGUCAAGGCCAUGAUGAGCAAAAUAGACAGGAAGAAGUAGAGACCGUUAAAUAUUCAGCCCAUACACUGUGUAUGAAGACAGACGCUGUGAUAACCCUCAGAAAGUGAAGCCAGAACAUGUCCGUCUUCCCCCGGUACCUGAGCGCAGAUGUCUCGAUACUCAGCCAAACCAAAACUCCAAAUACAGAGACGGUCUUUUUGAUCAGUUCACUGUUAACAAAUUGUGACUGACAGCUGUAAUGACCAAUUGCAGUCCUGAAAGCAGAUGGGACGCAGUAAUGGCAUCACGACAUCCAUCUUUAUGCACAGUCUGUGGUUGAACCAGUUACCAAGGCCAACUACUGAAACCAGGCUUCUGUUAGGGUUAGCUUUACUCUGCUUUACUAAUACAUGUUUGUACUUAGAACAUUAUGACAGAAGAGGUUCAGAAGAUCUCAUCAAAAUCUGUACAAUAAUUUUGAACUUUAUCUCGCACUAAACCUAUAUCCUUCAACUGCUCUGGUUUUUGUUCUUCAGAAUGUUUUGUCUGUCUUUCAAGAGUCUGACCUGAUGAAGACCCACAGAUGAAAGAUUAAACAUUUUCAAGAACAGGAACAGUCCAGUUGAACUUCAAAAACGACUAAGGAUGAAUGAUGACUGGACAAAGGAGAACCUACACACACACUAAAUAUAUACUUUUUUCCAAACCAUAAUAGGGUACUGAAGCCAAGCUACUUGAACUGUAUGAUCAAACUGUUUUUAGCUGAAAUCAUUUAAAAGAUGGAAAGGUAAUAUAGCGGUAUUUGUAAUGAAUAUGACUGAAAAUAAGUAAUACUGUCAUACUGAAAUGGUAUGUCACUGUUUAUGUACAUUUAUCUACAACUAGAAUCAUCAGUUGGAUGUAUUGGUGUCCAUGUUUCAACAGAUAUCAGUUUAAUUUUUACCAAACUAUCUCAACAUCAGUGGAAUUCAUAAGUGUGUCAUUUAUGCAUAAAUGGUAAAGAAAGUCCAUUUGUACUGUCUGUUAAUGAAUAAAUUCAAGGAGAAAGCA